Saprolegnia parasitica CBS 223.65 is the source of this 971-nucleotide messenger RNA. RefSeq lists its product as hypothetical. NCBI's taxonomy places the organism in Eukaryota, Oomycota, Saprolegniomycetes, Saprolegniales, Saprolegniaceae. Gene Ontology annotation, biological process: rRNA processing. The coding region runs from base 1 to 879 and encodes 292 amino acids. The record is from RefSeq and is a predicted model, not a curated record. Gene Ontology annotation, molecular function: 3'-5' exonuclease activity; nucleic acid binding. The transcript is spliced from 4 exons. Gene Ontology annotation, cellular component: nucleus.
AUGACACCGCCGACGAAGCCGACCAAGAAGCCGGCCAAGAAGGCCAAGCAGGUCAAGCCGCUCGCGGUCGCACCCGGCAGCAACUGGCAAAAGCUCAAGGCCUCCGUCGCCAAGCCGGCCUCCAACAAGCCCAAGAAGCACGACCUCGCGCCGGCGCCCAAGGCCAAGAAGGCCAAGGCGGCGCCCAGCAUCGACUGGAUCGACACGAGCCUCAUCGUGGCCAUGGAUUGCGAAAUGGUCGGCGUCGGCUCGGACGGCAAGCGCAGUGUGCUCGCUCGCUGCAGUAUCGUCGACUUUGACGGCAACGUCGUCUACGACGAGCAUGUCAAGCCGCUCGAGCGCGUCACCGACUUUCGCACGCACGUCAGUGGCAUCCGCGCCAAGUCUCUGCGCGACGCGCUCCCGUUUGAGCAGUGCCAGAAGGACGUGGCGGCCAUCUUCGACGGCAAGAUCGUGGUCGGGCACGCCAUUCGAAACGAUAUGCAGGCACUCAUGCUCACCCACCCCAAGGGUAUGAUCCGGGACACGACCAAGUACCGGCCGUACAUGCGCCGCAAGGUCAACGGCACCAAACUGUACCCCAAGGCGCUCAAGCACUUGGCCGAAGAAGUGCUGCACAAGACGAUCCAGACGGGCGAGCACGACUCGGUCGAAGAUGCGCGCAUCACGCUCGAGCUCUACAAGCGCGCGAUGGGUCCGUGGGAGAAGGCUAUCCGAGCCAGCAAGGCGCCGGGCCUCCUCGUGGGCCAGCAGCCGCCCAAGCUCCACCCCAAGACCAAGGCCGUCAUCUCCGACACGCCCGCGACCGUCGACUCGGACGAGGACGAGUUUGACGCGGCAAUUCGCAACAUGGAACAGGGCCGCGUCAAGGCCACGUAAAGGCUUUGCGAUCCCGGACGCCAAGCAGCUGUCGCUGGCCGAGUACGACGAAUAAGACUUCCUCAACGCCAUAGUACCAUCUUCUUGUCCGA